CGCUCCUUUUCCAGGAAAGUGGGAACUCGGAGGUGAUCCUGAUGAUCCUGGAUCUUGCCAGCCUGAACUCCGUGCGAGCUUUUGCGCAGACCUUCUUAGCAUCGGAGCCCCGUCUGGACAUCCUCAUCAACAACGCAGGGGUCUUUACGACUGGCCAAACUGCUGAUGGCUUUGACAUGGCCUUCCAGGUCAACCACUUGGGUCACUUCCUGCUGACCCACCUGCUCCUGGACCGGCUGAAGCGCUGCGCCCCGAGCCGGAUCGUAAUUCUGUCCUCGAGUGUGCAUUUCUUGGGGAAGAUCGACUUUCGGACCAUCCACAAGCCGGGAAAGGGGUUAUGGAAGAUGCUAACAUCCUACAACAGCAGCAAACUAGCCAACAUGCUGCACGCCAGAGAGUUGGCCAACCGGCUGGAAGGAAACAACGUCACCUGCUACGCGGUUCAUCCAGGAUCUGUUAGAACCGAACUUGGUCGCUCUUUUCCACGAUGGGUAUUUCGGGUGUUUGGGUUCAUGAAGCGGUUCAGACGAGAUUGCAAUGCGGGCGCCCAAACCUCCAUCUACUGCGCCACCGAGGAGGGCAUCGAGAGCCUGAGCGGGCGGUAUUUUGUGGACUGCAGGCCGAAGGUGCCCUGGCCACAGGCCCGUGAUGACCAAGUGGCCAAGAAGCUCUGGGAAUUCAGCGAGAGGCUGCUGGGACUGACCACUUAAGGCGGGAAGAGACAGAGACUUCCGGUGAGGAGAUAUGG
Molecule: messenger RNA, 748 nt
Organism: Notechis scutatus (mainland tiger snake)
Lineage: Eukaryota; Metazoa; Chordata; Lepidosauria; Squamata; Elapidae
Source: RefSeq, a predicted model, not a curated record